AUGGAAAAAAAUAGUGGUAUAAAGCAGCAUGACAAAUCAAUUUCACAUAAAUUAUGUACGACUAAAUGGGAAGAAUACAAAAUGACUGAAAAAACUGGAAAAUCUGUUUUAACUCUUAUUAAUAGAGAAAAUGAAACAGUUAUAAAAGAAAAUCGUUAUUAUAUUGCAACUGUUGCGGAAAUUUUACUUUUUACAGCCUGUCAAAACAUUGCUCAACGUGGAGAUAAUGAAAGUAGCGAUAGCAUAAAUAAAGGUAACUUCUUAGAACUUUUAAAUUUUUGUGCUAAAAGAGAUACUAGUAUACAAAAUGAAUUAUUCAGUAUUAUGAGUCAAAUGGUCAUAGAAUCAAUUGCAAAUGAGUUGCAAAAAUCUAAGUACUUUUCAAUUUUGGCUGAUGAAACUAAAGAUUUAAGUAAAACUGAACAAUUAUCAGUAAUGGUACGUUAUUUUUACAAUAACACGGUAAAUGAACGGUUUUUGGGGUAUGUGCCAUGUUCUGAACUAAAUGCCAAGACGCUGUUUGAAUUUAUUAAAAUAACUUUAUCUGCUUGUGGGAUUAAUAUUCAAAAUUGUAUAACUCAAACNAAUAUUCAAAAUUGUAUAGCUCAAACUUACGAUGGCGCUUCCGUAAUGAGUGGUACUCAAAAUGGUGUGCAAGCAAUUUUUCAAAAGGAAGUUCCAAAAGCAUUAUACACACAUUGUUAUAAUCAUCGCUUAAAUUUAGUGAUUGUGGAUGUUUGUAAAAACGUACCAGAAAUUGAAAAAUUUAUAUCACUUCUUCAACAGUUGUAUAACUUCAUAAGCAGAUCUACAGUACAUAUGGCUUUCUUAGGUAUUCAGAAAGAUUUAUUUCCUAAAAAAAAUACAGUUGAACUUAAAAAGUUAUGUGACACGAGGUGGAUUUGCCAGAUAUCUUCAUGUAUUGCUGUUAGAGAAACAUUUUCUGUUAUUCUAGUACUUCUAAAUAAAAUUAGCAUUGAAUCAAAAUGCGAAAAAAGUAUGGAAGCAAAAUCAAUUUUGAUUCAUAUUAAUUUUGAAUUUAUUUUUUGUUUACACCUCUUUUGUGAUACAUUUAGUCAAAUAAAAAUUGUUUUUGAUUAUCUACAACUACCCAAAUCAGAUUUAGGUAUAAGUUGUAUAAUGGUCGAAUCAUUGAUAGAUUAUCUUAAACAAUUCCGAACAGUUGAUAAAUUAUUUGAUUUGCUUUUGGAAAAAGUUGUUUUGUUUGCUGAAAUUAAUAACAUCCCGUUACCGGAAGAAAACACAUAUAGAAGAACUUUUCGUAAAUUGACUGCUAAAUUUGUAUCAUAUAUUACAGAACUACCGAUUUCUGAAAAUAGGGAGAUUAUGAGUAAGAAUGAUGUAAGGACAAUUAUAUUUUUUCCAGUAAUUGAUCGAAUGAUCAAUGAAUUACAAAGAAGAUUUUCUGAUAAUAAUCCAAUAUUAUCUGGUAUUAGUUCCUUAAAUCCUCAAAAUAAAUCUUUUUUAGACUUGCAAGUAUUAUUACCUUUUGCCAAACACUAUGAAGUGGAUAUUGAAAGCUUGGAAUCUGAAUUGAAGUUAAUACCCAAACUCAUAGAUAGACAUCAAAAAGAAAAAGAAAAAAAAACUAAAACUAAUACUAUACUUGAUUUCAUAUAGUUGCUUGAAAAUUACAAAUUGGUCUUUUCUGAACUAUAUUUGUUAUGUACUAUAGCAAUUAUCAUACCUCCUUCAAGUGCCGGUGUUGAGAGAACAUUUUCUAGUCUCCGACAAAUUAAAACUUAUAUGAGAAGUAAAAUGAUCAACACAAGAUUAUCAGAUAUAGCAGUUCUUUCAAUAGAGAAAAAUAUUUACAAAAACCUAGAUUUGGAAUUCAUUGUGGUCAAAUUUUCUGCUGCUCAUCACAAUCGCAGAAUGCUUGUUUAAAAAAAUCUUAUAUUUUUCAUUGAUUGUAUUUUCAUUUUAAACAUUAUUAGUGUGUUAAAAUUUUAUAUUAUAUGCAGUAGGUUAUGCAAAAUUAAUUAGUGUAUUAUAUAUAAAUCAUUACAUUUUUUUUUACCAAUA
This is a messenger RNA of Daktulosphaira vitifoliae (grape phylloxera), 2046 nucleotides long. Its product is annotated as zinc finger MYM-type protein 1-like. Lineage: Eukaryota; Metazoa; Arthropoda; Insecta; Hemiptera; Phylloxeridae. Bases 1 to 1641 code for a protein of 546 amino acids. The transcript has 2 exons. The record is from RefSeq and is a predicted model, not a curated record.